Messenger RNA from Silurus meridionalis, 8291 nucleotides. RefSeq names its product dysferlin, limb girdle muscular dystrophy 2B (autosomal recessive) (gene dysf). Lineage: Eukaryota; Metazoa; Chordata; Actinopteri; Siluriformes; Siluridae. Gene Ontology annotation, molecular function: calcium ion binding; calcium-dependent phospholipid binding. Gene Ontology annotation, biological process: monocyte activation involved in immune response; macrophage activation involved in immune response; plasma membrane repair. The transcript has 58 exons. Bases 244 to 6621 code for a protein of 2125 amino acids. Gene Ontology annotation, cellular component: T-tubule; membrane; cytoplasmic vesicle. The record is from RefSeq and is a predicted model, not a curated record.
UCUGGUCUGAAGUGAGUUAGCUGUAUAUGUCUCAGCAAGCUUCCACGGACCUUUUCAUCAUAUCUAAGGAGUUAGUUUGAGAGCAGCUGGACGGUUGGUGCAUGUAAAGGAUUUACAUUCUGGACAUUUGCUGUGAGAAGAAGUGAAUGUGCGCAUAUACGUGCUGUAUGUGUAUGUUUACUGUGAUGUGUGGAGUAUCACUCAGUCUGUUGGAACGUUGAGUUGUACAGUUAUUGUGGCAGCAUGUUGAGGUGUGUGCUCCAGAGAGCGACUCACCUGAAGAAUGUGGAGAAAGGGGAGCGGCAAAGUGACCCGCUAGCCAGCAUCACAUUCAGAGGGACUAAAAAGAAGACCAAAGUUGUUAAAAACAAUGUCAACCCAGUCUGGAAUGAGGGUUUUGAGUGGGACCUAAAAGGAGUACCCCUAGACUCAACAGCAGAGCUGCAUGUGGUUGUGAAGGACCAUGAAAAAAUGGGAAGGAACCGAUUUCUGGGGGAAUGUCGGAUUUCUUUAAGGGAUUUACUCAACUCCCCAAGCCUAACAGCUACCUUCACUGUAUCCUUAGUGGACAACAAGAGAAACAACACCGGGGCCACAGUGACUCUGCAGGUUUCCUACAUCCCUCCUCCAGGAAUGGCUCCCAUUUUUCAACACCCAUCAUUGCCAGAGACUCCGCAUAAUACUGUGGAGCUGGACACUGUCACAGUGUUCUCAUUGGACACUAUGGGAGAUGAAGACACAGAGAGCAUGCUCAUGGUUGAGGUUGCAGAGGAGCCCGAACCUGUUCCAGGACCACAAGGCCAGGAGAAUGGGGAUCCUCAUACACCACCGAAAAGAGCUCCUCCAGCAUUUACACAUGGCAUGAAGAAAAAAAAACAGCAAAGCAACAAAGCCCCACUUUCCAACAAACCCCAGGACCUCCAGGUACGGGUGCGGAUCAUCGAGGGAAGGCAACUGCCCGGCAUUAAUAUUAAGCCUGUUGUCAAAGUAACUGUGGGGGGCCAGACAAAAAGAACAUGCAUCAAGAAAGGCAACAAUCCGUUUUUUGAUGAGACUUUCUUUCUAAACUUCUUCGAGACACCAAAAGAUCUGUUUGAUGAACCUAUAUUUAUCACAGUCUUUGACUCCAAGUCUCUUCGAACAGACUCUGUUAUUGGAGAAUUUAAGCUGGAUGUUGGCAUGGUGUAUAACGAACACAAACAUGCUAUUCUCAGGAAGUGGCUGUUGCUGGCUGACCCUGAUGAUCUUUGUGCUGGAGCCAGAGGGUAUCUGAAGGUCAGCCUUAUAGUUCUGGCUGCAGGUGAUGAAGCACCGACUGAAAAAGAUGGUGUUCAGGAGAGGGAGGACAUUGAGUCGAACCUGCUGAGACCAGCAGGGCUCACAUUAAGAGGAGCCACCUUCACUCUAAAAGUGUUUCGUGCAGAGGACCUGCCUCAGAUGGAUGAUGCAUUUAUGGAUGGCAUGAAGCAAUUUUUGGGUUUUGAGUCAAACCGAAAAAACCUGGUGGAUCCAUUAGUGGAAGUCAACUUCGCUGGCAAAACGAUGUGCAGUAAAAUAUUGGAGAAGAACGCCAACCCACAGUGGAACCAAAGCCUUAUGCUACCUAUCAGAUUUCCAUCUAUGUGUGAGAAGAUGAGGAUACGCAUUUUAGAUUGGGAUCGAGCAAGCCACAAUGAUGUCAUUGGCACUGCAUACCUGAGUAUGUCAAAGAUUUCUGCUCCAGGAGGGGAAAUAGAAGAUGACUUGCCCCCCAGGACCGUCCAAAUUGCCAUUGAUGAUAGCCUGGGCUUCCUGCCAACGUUUGGCCCCUGUUAUGUGAAUAUGUAUGGAAGUCCAAGAGAGUUCAGUGCCUUCUCCGACCCCUAUGAAGCUCUUAACCUUGGAAAGGGUGAAGGUGUAGCGUAUCGUGGUCGUUUGCUCUUGGAGCUCACCACUAAACUUAGUGAACGAGUGGAGCAAAAAGUGGAAGACAUUUACCCCGAUGACCUUCUGGUGGUAGAGAAAUUUAUGCGGAAGAGAAAGUACUCUCUGUUUGCUGCUUUUUACUCGGCCACACUUCUUCAGGAUGUGGAUGAUGCAAUCCAGUUUGAGGUCAGCAUCGGUAACUAUGGCAACAAGUUUGACUACACCUGCCUGCCUCUGGCCUCCACAACACAGUUUAGCCGAGCUGUGUUUGAUGGUUGUCACUACUAUUACCUGCCCUGGGGAAAUGUGAAGCCUGUGGUGGUAUUGUCAUCAGAGUGGGAAGAUAUCAGCCCCCGCAUGGAGGCUCUUAACAUGAUGCUGAGUAUCACAGAACAUCUGGAAACAAACCUGAAUCUUGUACAGUUGGAGCUUCAAGCAGGUGGUGACCAGGACCGACUGGAGCAGAGGGUGGUUAAAUUACUUGAUGAUCUCAUUGCAGACUGCAGGGAAGAGCUGCCUGAGCUGGAUGAAUGGCCAUGUGUGACCCCUCUGGACAAAGCUCUGAGGCGUUUGCGUAAGGUGAACCUGAGGCAGAUUGAGCAGGCCGCAUUAGCGUUAAAACAUGGCCAGGAGACAGAGCUAAGCACAGUGCUGGAGCAGGCUGAGGACUGGGCCAUGAGACUGUACUCACUCACUGAAGAGCCCCAAAACAGUCUGCCAGACAUAUUGAUCUGGAUGCUUCAGGGGGACAAAAGGGUGGCUUACCACAGAAUCCCAGCCCAUGAGGUGCUCUUCUCUCAGGGUUACUGUGGCAAACACUGUGGUCAGCUACAAACUGUCUUCAUGAAGUUCCCACAGGGUGGUAGCAAAGACAGUAAGAUCCCAGCACAGCUUCGAGUGAAGGUCUGGUUCGGUUUAACUGCUGAUGUCAAGCAUUUCAACCAGUUUUCAGAGGGGAAACUGUCUGUGUUUGCAGAGACAUAUGAGAACCAGACUAAAUUAGCCCUGGUGGGAAACUGGGGCACUACAGGGCUCACUUACCCCAAGUUCAGUGACAUUACCGGGAGAAUAAAGCUGCCCAAGGAGAGUUUUAAACCCUCGCCAGGCUGGUCAUGGGCUGGAGACUGGUACAUCAACCCAGAGAAAACCUUGUUAUAUGAUGUGGAUGCUGGACACAUGACUUUUAUGGAGGAAGUGUUUGAGAAUCAGAUGCGGCUGCCGGGAGGACAAUGGAUCGGCAUGCCAGAAGGUUACACAGAUGUGAAUGGUGAGAAAGCAGUGCCAAGAGAUGAUAUUGAGUGCCCUCUUGGCUGGGUGUGGGAAGACGUGGAAUGGAGCAAAGAUUUAAAACGGGCUGUAGAUGAUCAAGGAUGGGAGUAUGGCAUUACCAUCCCUCCUGACCGUCGACCUAAAUCUUGGGUUCCGGCUGAGAAAAUGUACCACACCAAUCGCCGGCGUCGCUGGAUCCGCCUUCGUCGCCGAGACCUGCAGAAAAUGGAAGCACUCAGAAAGCAGUGUCCAGAUGAGUCUGAACGGGAGGGUUGGGAGUAUGCCUCUCUCUUUGGCUGGAAGUUCCACCUUAAGCAAAGGAAGACAGAUUCGUUCCGCCGUCGCCGCUGGCGUUGCCGCAUGGAGCCUCUGGAGAAGACUGGACCUGCGGCCAUCUUUGCCCUAGAGUGCUCACUGCAGAGCAACGUGACUGAUGACAAAAACGAUGAUAAGUCUCUCACAGCAACCUUUGGUGUCAAUCGUCCCAAUAUCUCAUGCUUCUUUGAUAGUGGAACACGCUACCAUUUGCGCUGCUAUCUGUAUCAGGCUAGAGACCUGCUGGCUAUGGAUAAAGACAGUUUCUCAGAUCCCUUCGCCAUUGUGUCAUUCCUGCACCAGAGCCAGAAGACAGUGACCUUGAGGAACACACUUAACCCCACUUGGGAUCAGACUCUUAUCUUCUAUGAGGUGGAGAUCUUCGGAGAUCCUAACGUGACAGAUAAAAGUCCACCAAACAUUGUGGUGGAGCUCUACGAUCAAGACACUUAUGGGGCAGAUGAGUUUAUGGGGCGCAGUAUAUGCCAGCCCUCUGUGGUCUCCUCUCCACGUCUGGCAUGGUAUCCCAUCCUAAAAGGUGACAAAGCAGCUGGUGAACUACUUGCUGCAUUUGAGCUGAUCCGCAGAGAUAAGCCUGCAGUUCAUCAUAUCCCUGGUCAAGAGGCUGAAAUUCUAUACCAUUCUCAUAUCAUGGAUGAGCUUAUUUUUUCGGCGGCCUUCCCUGAGACUUUGCAGCAAUGGCCAGAAGACUCAGAUUUGCCAUUGCCGCCUCCCCAGAGAGAGCAAAAUAUCUUCAUGGUGCCACAUGGCAUCAAACCUGUUCUAGAGCGGACCGCUAUUGAGAUCCUGGCAUGGGGAUUACGUAACCUGAAGAGCUUCCAGCUGUCCAGUGUGACCUCCCCUAGCUUGCAGGUCGAGUGUGGAGGUUGUAUGGUGCAGUCCUGUGUCAUUCGCAACACUAAGAAGAAUCCCAACUUUGAAGUUAACACACUCUUUGUUGACAUGCGGCUGCCCAGAGAGGAACUCUACAUGCCUCCACUGGUGAUCAAGGUGAUUGACAAUCGGCAGUUUGGGAGGAAGCCCGUGGUGGGACAAUGUACCAUUCGUUCUCUGGAGGAUUUCCGCUGCCUGCCUAAGAACCAGGAUGAAGAACCUACAGAAGAUGAGCUGGAACCCAUUCCUCACACACCAAGAGAUGACAUACUGAUUGACAUUGAUGACAAUGAACCUCUUAUUCCUGGACAGCUUGCAGAUGGCACCAGUUCUGCUAUCAUUAACAUUUCGCCUUCUCGCUCCAGCCUCCAUAUGAUGCUUUGGGAGGAUGAAUUUAUGGAUUGGUGGAGUAAGUUCUAUGCCUCGACAGGAGAGAGAAAGAAGUGUGGAACCUAUCUGGAGAAAGGCCUUGACAUGCUACAGGUGUAUGACACUGAACUGGAAAAAAUUGACGGCUUUGAGGGGCUGGCAGAUUUCUGUCAGACGUUCAAGCUUUAUCGCGGACGCACACAGGAGAGUAAAAAUGAUGAUCCUUCUAUAGUCGGAGAGUUCAAGGGAAUGUUCAAGAUCUACCCAUUACCUGAAAGCCCAUCUGCCUCUUUGCCCCCACGCCAGUUCUGUCUUCUUCCUCCUAACGGCAUAGAAGAUUGCUUAGUCCGGGUAUAUAUUAUUCAGGCUUAUGGUCUGCAGCCCAAAGAUCCCAAUGGCAAGUGUGACCCAUACGUCAAGAUUACAUUAGGAAAGAAAUCAGUAAACGAUCAUGAUAACUACAUACCCUGUACCUUGGACCCAGUUUUUGGAAAGAUGUAUGAACUGACAUGCUCCCUGCCUUUGGAGAAAGACCUUAGGAUCACACUGUAUGAUUAUGACAUGAUGUCUAAAGAUGAAAAGAUUGGCGAGACCGUUAUUGACCUGGAGAACCGCUUCCUGUCCCGUUACAGUGCCCGCUGUGGCCUUCCCGAGUCCUAUUGUGUGUCUGGAGUGAACCAGUGGAGAGAUCAAAUGAAACCCACUCAGCUGCUCCAUCGUUUUAGUCAGAGGAGAAACUACAAGCUGCCUGUCUACAUGCACGACAGAGUGAUUUUUAGAGGCCACGAGUAUACCACUGCGGACUUGGUAGAUGAGGCAAAGCCAGCAAAUCCUCACCUCGGGCCACUGCAGGAGCGGCUGGCUCUGCUGGUGCUGAGGAGACAAGGCCUUGUGCCUGAACACGUGGAGACUAGGGCUCUAUACAGCCCAAUGCAACCCGACAUAGAACAGGGGCGGUUACAGUUAUGGGUGGAUCUCUUCCCUAAAUCUAUGGGUCCUCCAGGACCACCUUUCAACAUCACCCCACGCAAAGCAAAGAAGUUCUUUCUACGCUGCAUAAUAUGGAACACAAGCGAUGUGAUACUCGAUGAUGUCAGUGUUACAGGCGAGAGGAUGAGUGACAUUUAUGUAAAAGGAUGGAUGCAUGGACAUGAUGGGAACAAGCAGAAAACUGAUGUACAUUAUCGCUCGCUGGGUGGUGAGGGUAACUUUAACUGGAGGCUCCUCUUUCCCUUCCAUUACUUACCUGCUGAACAACUCUGCACUAUUGACAAAAAGGAGCAUUUCUGGAGUUUGGAUAAGGCUGAAACAAAGAUUCCUCCUAAACUCACCAUUCAGAUCUGGGACAAUGACAAGUUCUCCUUUGACGAUUACCUUGGUUGUUUGGAAAUGGAUUUGAAUCACAUGCUGAAGCCAGCGAAGUCUCCUGAGAAAUGUGGUCUAGAGCUGCUCUCUCAGCCCCAGGACAAGCUGGUGUCUCUCUUUGAACAAAAGACCGUCAAGGGCUGGUGGCCUUGUGUGUGUGACAGACAAGGAGAGAAGAUCUUAGCAGGUAAGGUUGAGAUGACACUGGAGAUUGUGUCAGAGCAGGAACAGGAAGAAAGGCCUGCGGGUCUGGGCAGAGAAGAGCCUAACAUGAACCCUCGGUUGGAAGAGCCACAACGUCCAGAAACCUCCUUCCUGUGGUUCUCCUCUCCGUAUAAAACUCUAAGGUUCAUAGUAUGGAGGAGAUUUAAAUGGCUCAUACUGUUACUGAUCAUUCUUUUCUUCAUCCUGCUCUUCCUGGGAGUCUUUCUGUAUGCUUUCCCUAACUAUUUUGCUAUGAGGCUCGUGGGCCCCUUCAGUGGAAUAGGAAAUGGGAAACAAUAAGCAGAGGAAUUCCAGAAGACUCAGAAUGAAGGAUGGGCUCAGCAUUCAUCAGAGCACCUUCUACUGUUAUGCCGACUACAUGCCAAACACCUCCAUCUCUGUUACUGGGUUCCUGUGGUAUAAUCAAGCCAUAGCACCUGGGCUAUUGUGUAUGUGUACACAGAAAUCCAUGCUGCUCCUACUAAUUUCUUGAAUAGAAAACAAGCUUCUUAAGGACUGAAGUCUAAACUGAUGUUACACAGAGAUAAGCUUGUACAAUGAUAUGUGUAUGGGCCUCUGAUUGACAACUAUGCAUGUACAAAUGACCUGUGUCUUGCUUGUUAACUUUGAGCCCAUUGGCCUCGUUUAUGACCUAAUGCUGAACUCAUUGCUCCCUCUGAAUUCUGUUUGGCUCCCUACAUAUACUUUUAUCUUUCUUUUUGAUUUAAACCCUUCUUCAUGCUCUCUGUAAAACUCUGCCCUUCUUAAAGUCAGCCAGGGCCUUUUUUAUGCCUUAACAUAGAGAAAAAGUGACAGAAUUGCCUUUUGCCUCCUCCUGUGCCUUCAUUCCUCAAAACCGACCCCUUUUGCUUUCAGUGUGCAUUAAUGCUUUAGGUUAAGCCUUGGAUUUAUCCUGUGAACUUGUAUGGUCUGAGGCAACCUGCUUGUUAGGAAAGCUCCAGCUGUCAGUGGCCCAAUGUUUGUCUAACUAUCAAAGCCUCCAUAGAAGUCCCUCACUAAAAGUCCCUGUUGUCAGCUAUGUGCUAGUUAUGUGUGUGUUUUAAUAUUUGUGUGCAUGAAGACAGACUGUAUUGAGAAAAAGGAGUGUGAGCGGGUGUGUAAAGGAUGUUAAACAGUAAAAUAAUGUGGAGGUUGUGAUUUGAAUGAGUUUAGAAUCAUGCAUCUGGUAAAGGUCAGGGCUACUUAAAGCGACUCAUAAAAAUGCAAUCAGCAUGAUAAAACAUACUGACAGAAGUAGGUUAUGUGUUAUGUUCCCUACUGUGUUGAGUGAAACACAAGCUCAGGGGUUAAAGCACAGCCACUAAUAUAUGGUCAGACGGAUGUAAGUGUAUAACUACUUCACAAUGCUACAUCUAUUACAUAAGACUGACCUUUGUGUGCUUUUAAGUCUUAGCAGUGUGCUUAUCUUACAUCUUGGGCUACAGCGUGCCAUCCUGAACAGCACAGAUCAAGAGGACUAGGUUAAUCUGAGCAAUUGUUCUCUGAUUUCCUGGAGUGUGCAUGUAUUGGCCCAAAAGUGUAGAAAAAACCCUUGAUUUGUUCUAAUGAUUUCAAUGUGAGACUGUUUUUAAAAUUAUAAACUAAGAAAGAAUAGAAUUUGAGGAAGAAUAUCAAGAAUUAAAAAACGAUUGAGGUGUUUGAUUAUUUUAUUUUUUUGGUUUGUAUGAUUUUGCACUGUAAUCAAAUUGAGUAAAUCUAUUGUUUACUUGUACUAAUGCUGGACAGUCUGUCACAAAAUAUUUGAAAUAGCUCUAUUUUGCAUUUUGUUGAUAUACAUAGGCUGAGCCUGUUCAUCCAAAGUAAUUGAGGAUUUACAUUUCACUCCAACUUUGACUAGCUAUUAUGUCAACGAUAUGCCUUGUUAAAGUUACAAACAUGACAAUCCUGCCUGUUACUAUUUCUGUGAAUACAACACUGCUGUUACUUUGAAUAAAACAUGCUGCACUAUC